GGGUACUCGCACAUCGGGUCCCUUCCUCUCCUCUCCUUCCCUCCCCCUUCCCCUGUACCCCCCUCCCCUCUGCGACCACUACUUUACGCAGACAGGAUGGCUGGCUACGGAUCCAAGCUGUACAAUGCGCUGUACAUGCCAUCGUAUGUACGAUGCGUGUGCUUCGCGUCGCUUGCAGCAUACGUCUAUGGAUUCGACACAGGAUCCAUAGGUCCCAUCACCGUCAUGACUGACUUUGAGGCGACAUUCGGGAAGCUUUCUGCGACUGUGCAGGGUCUCUUCGUCUCAUCCAUCCUCAUCCCCGCGGCGAUCAUCUCCUUCGGCUCAGGCUCCAUCGCGGACCGCAUCUCCCGCACGCAUGCAGUCUCGCUAGGCUGCGCCGUCUACGGCACCGGCUCUCUCAUCUCCCUCCUCGCUGGCCUCAGCAUGUCGCAAGCCUCGUCCCUCGCCAUGGUUUUCAUCGGCCGCUGCAUCUCGGGCGCGGGCGAGGGCAUCUUCCUCUCCGCGGUCACCGUCUACGGCAUCGAGGUCGCGCCGCAGGACCAGCGCGGGCGCGUCGGCUGCAUCAUGCAGCUCUUCAUCUGCAUUGGGAUCAUGACCGGGUACUUCGUGUGCUACGGGUCGCUCAACAUCGCGGGCUCGCUCUCGUGGCGCCUGCCGUGGAUCCUGCAGUGCAUGACGUGCAUCGUCACGGCCAUCGGCGUGCGCUUCCUGCCGCACUCGCCGCGGUGGCUGCUGCACGUUGGGCGCCGCGCGGAGGCGGAGGUCGCGAUUCAGCGCCUCGACCUGAGCAAGGAGGAGUUCGUGUCGAUGGCUAUGAGCGAGGAGGAUGAGGCUGCGCAUGCUGCUGCCGCUCAGGAGAAGGCGCAGCGGGGAGGGUGGAGGCAUCACGUCGAGCAGUUCAAGGAGGCCUUUGCGCCUGGUCUUCGCGGACGGACGAGCCUUGCGCUGUUCAUGCUUGCUGUCCAGCAGCUCGGUGGCAUCGACGGCGUUCUGUACUACUCGCCUGUCCUGUUCCAGCAGGCUGGUCUGUCGUCGCAGAGCGCGUCCUUCUUGGCAAGCGGUGUGACAGGUAUCGUGAAUGUCGUCUUCACUCUCGUUGGGCAGUCCAUCUCGGACAAGUGGGGACGUCGCACCGCGCUCAUCUGGGGUGGUAUUGUUAUGGCCACCGCGAUGACCACCAUCGGCAGCCUGUACUCCGUCCCCAGCCUCUCGCAAGCCGGCCACUACACCGUCAUCGCGUUCAUCUUCAUCUACUUUAUCGCCUUCAUCAUGACCUGGGCCAUCCUCAUGCGCAUCUGGGUCUCCGAGGCGCAGCCCGUCCAGACGCGCGCCUCCGUCUCCUCCCUCGCGCUCACGACGAACUGGGGCUGCAACUGGGUCGUCGCGUUCACGACGCCCAUGUUCCUCGACGCCUACCCGAACGGGCCGUACUUCCUCUGGGCGGCGUGCACGUGGGUCUCCGUCGGCGUCUUCCUGCUGUGGCUGCCGGAGACGAGGGGGCAGAACGUGGAUCUGGCGGGGCAGGAUAGUGGGUUGAAGCUGCAGGUGCAGAUCCCGGGGAUGCCGCGGAGGGAUACGGGUUUGUCGACGGCGCCGACGUUAGUGGAGAAGGAGGAUGAGACAAAGGAGAAGACCGACAAGGCUCGCACCGCCGAAAAGGUGGAGGAAGUUGUCUAACUCAACUCCCUGGCCACGACUAUUGUGGGUCCUCGAUUCGACUGCAGGACCUCGACACCACGACUAUCGCCGUCGACGACGCCAAUACGGCGUUCUCGACCCCACACGACGUACUUGACUACACGACUACGACUAUCAUCAUCACCAUCAACACGAACACAUACUAGACUUCGUUUCUUACAGGGUUGGAAUGUGGAGAUCCGUUCCAGGGUAUAUUUUGACGACAUUAGACUUGCCCAUAGACCAUAGACAUCACUGUAAACUAGAGUAGGUAGACAACAACACAACGCAUCGUCCACUGAGUGGACUCAAAUCGC
Schizophyllum commune H4-8 is the source of this 1997-nucleotide messenger RNA. Its product is annotated as general substrate transporter. The record is from RefSeq and is a predicted model, not a curated record. The transcript has 5 exons. Gene Ontology annotation, molecular function: carbohydrate:proton symporter activity. Gene Ontology annotation, biological process: carbohydrate transport; transmembrane transport. NCBI's taxonomy places the organism in Eukaryota, Fungi, Basidiomycota, Agaricomycetes, Agaricales, Schizophyllaceae. The coding region runs from base 97 to 1680 and encodes 527 amino acids. Gene Ontology annotation, cellular component: membrane.